Caenorhabditis auriculariae is the source of this 1218-nucleotide messenger RNA. Lineage: Eukaryota; Metazoa; Nematoda; Chromadorea; Rhabditida; Rhabditidae. The record is from the annotation of a GenBank genome assembly.
AUGAAAAAUGCUAUUUUCCUGCAUGUAAUAUUUCUUUUUUUCGGAUUUGUCCUUCCGCAGCAGGUUUUUUUUGAACAAUUCCUAAAUAGAUAAUCAUUCAAAUAUCCAUUAAUAUCUAUUUCGAGCAACUUUCCUUUUUAGCAAACGUGUUGUUCGAGUUCAAACCAACCAUGUAUGGCUUACGACUCCAGCAAAUUAGCAACUACCAUCGACCAAGCUCUCUUCCACUUUCCUAAUUUGGCAUCUCCCCAACACGACACCAUGUUUUCGUCACAAUCAGGAAGUUUUUCCUCCAGUUCUUUGCCUUCUGGUGGGACCAACCGGAUAAUGUCAGCGGUAAGAAGAAGUGAAACUAUUUAUCCUUAUCUGCACAUCAGCAAUUCGCCACAGCUCAAAAAGUAUCUCCAGAAAGUUCCCAAGAAGCUUGCACCACAACAAGUUGCAUGUCUUGCAAGCUGCAGAUCAUAAACGGCUUUCUGGAAAACCCAAAUAUCCAGCCGUCAGAUAAUGAAACCUUUUGGGUUCAAAAGUCCCUUCUCGAGAGUUCGCUCGGUUUGGAAUGCAAGUAUGUGGGUGAAAAUUUAGUUUUACAGGCAGCGAAAAGGGAAACUGUCCUGGUGAGAAUUUCAAUAACAAGAACAAAAAUGAAAACGUGAGAUUUUCUUUUUCCAUUAUUUUUUUUUUAAUGAAAAUUAAUAGUUUUUCAAGAAAAGGGGCAAGAAUAGAACGAGGCCUACUGAACUAAACCCCAAAAGCAUGGUUAACAACGAGACGCUGCAAAACUGUGAGUUUUCAAUACAUAAAAGAUAGUAUCCAACUUUGCUAGAAACAAAAUCUUUCAGCCCUCGGCGUGGUGACUCUCAUUGGUUGCGACUACAAAAGAGGGGCAGCCGUUGCCUCGGACUCACCUUGGACAGGUUUAUGCAGUUUGUGCUGGCAGUGGAGGAAACUGCCGUCAGACUACUUUCCCACAUUUUUGAACGAAGUCAAUUGUGAUCGGAAUGAUAAUGGCUGUUUAUCAGGUAUCGAACUCCCUCCGCAUUGAAAAUUCCUUUAGGUUUCGGAGAAUGCAAAACCGUGACGAGACCUAUUCAAGUAAUGCGAAACUCGGGAAUCGAGCCCCAGUUCGAUUGGGAAGAAGUCACGAUUCAAACAGCCGUUGCCUGUGAAUGUCAGGUUGCUAUUGGGACGCCUUUGUAUGACUUCGUAGUAAAAUAA